UCCGUCAACACUUCAAACCAUCACCCAUUCCACCGCAUCCGGCACCAGAGACUCCAACUUCACCAGCACUACACCAUUAAAGAGAGAGCUCCAUCGUCUUUGAAACGUCUUUCUUCAGGCUAUUCACCAUCCACACACUGCUCUAUUCGAACCCGGCGCAUUCAAUCUCAUCGUCGCAAACCAGUCGCAGACCAGUCGCAUCCCGCCGCAAGCGCCCAUCACCAACCUCUUCCACCACCCAACUCAACCAGAACCACCCACAAUGCUGAUGCCCUCAGCCUUCUCGUGCGAUGCGUCGCAGCAGCACUACCAGUCAUAUCCUCACACUCGCCUGCAGUCGGCCCUCUUCGCCUCGCCGCCCGCCAGCCCCCCUACCCUUACCUCCACACCCGCCAUUGGCAACAUCUUCAACACCUGCCGCUCGCUGCAGUCUCUCCUCACAACACCACCACCACCAGAGCGCGCGCAAUUGACCCAGCUGCCCACACCGCCCAUGGCUCACGCGCCAUCGCCUAUCAAGCUCCGCCUGCGCCCUCGCGCGCCAAGGCCCGACAACUCCUCUGCCCCCGACUCCCGCCCUCGCAAGAAGAUUGUGAAGCGCGCGCCGCCCCGGGGCGCAAACAAGCGCCGUCGUGGUGCCGAUGACGACCUUGGUCGCAUGGACCUCACAAGCGACGACGACAGCGAUAACCAGAUUGAAGCCGACAGCGAGAGCGACGCCGACGUCCCCGCCAUGCCUGCCGCUCCCUCUACGCCGAAGCGCGCGCGCAUCGCUCCCGAGGUCAUCCCCCUCGGCCUCGCCCGUACCGACUACCACAACCUGCACGCUGCGUCAGAUACAAACCUGCCCCUCCUGAACCUGGCGCAAGGCAGCGGUGUCGAGGUGGAGCGUGAUGGCGAGCACUGGAGCACCGAGGACGAUCGCAUCCUCGUGGAACUUGUCCUCGAGAAGCUUCGUCUCAGCAAGACAGAAUGGCAAGACUGCGCACGCAGCCUGGGCAAGGACCGCAACAGCCUGUCGCGCAGGUGGCGGAGCCUCAUGGCCCAGGGCGAUGUCGGACUCAAGCCUACGCGCGCGAGUCGACGGGGCAAGCUCCACGGAACGUGGUGA
This is a messenger RNA of Verticillium dahliae VdLs.17, 1111 nucleotides long. RefSeq lists its product as uncharacterized. Lineage: Eukaryota; Fungi; Ascomycota; Sordariomycetes; Glomerellales; Plectosphaerellaceae. Bases 263 to 1111 code for a protein of 282 amino acids. The transcript has a single exon. The record is from RefSeq and is a predicted model, not a curated record.